Molecule: messenger RNA, 1683 nt
Organism: Alosa alosa (allis shad)
Lineage: Eukaryota; Metazoa; Chordata; Actinopteri; Clupeiformes; Clupeidae
Product: heparan sulfate glucosamine 3-O-sulfotransferase 6-like
Exons: 2
Coding region: 217-1269 (350 amino acids)
Molecular function (GO): [heparan sulfate]-glucosamine 3-sulfotransferase activity
Source: RefSeq, a predicted model, not a curated record
GGUACCAGCACCGACCACAAAACAUCGCAAUAAAAAUGUAUAUUUGGGGUCUGGCCUUUCGAAAGUGUAGCAACUUUUAUAUUAUGCAUGAUAUGAGCACAGACAGUUUAGUUCGAAAUUCAUUGUUCUGCCUUUAUCACCCUGAAAUAUGCGAUUAAUCAGUUAAUCUCUUUCGCAAUGAGAGGAUUUUGUUAUUGAUAUAAUGGAUUUCAAGGAAUGGCAAAGGGACGUUGUUUUCAACUGGACGCACAGAAACUUCUCUUCUUGUUUUCUCUGGCGAUGGUUUGCCUCUCUCUGUACACUCUUCUCUCAGACCGUGGUCAUGUAGAGUAUUGGAGUGUACAGUCUUCCGUUCAACCGUUAGGAGUUGCACAGGUCUACCGCGAGAAGAAUGCCUCCAGUGACAUACUCGCGAACAGCCUUGCCACGAGCUCAGGUGAGCCAGAUGUUACCUCCACCGACGCAACGGACCAGGAGUGGACAGCGACCAGGCGCCUUCCCCAAGCGCUCAUUAUAGGCGUGAAGAAGGGCGGGACACGCGCGCUGCUCGAGUUCCUGCGACUUCAUCCGGAUAUUCGGGCAGCAGGAUCCGAGCCCCACUUCUUCGACAGACAUUACGACCGGGGAUUAGAUUGGUACAUGAGCCUAAUGCCCAAGGCCCUGGAGGGGCAGAUUGUCAUGGAGAAGACACCCAGGUACUUUGUGUCAGUGGACAGCCCUGCCCGAGUCCACGCCAUGUCUCACAAGGUCAAGCUCAUCAUUGUGGUGCGUGACCCCAUCACUCGUGCCAUCUCCGAUUAUGCCCAGAUUGUGUCCAAAACGCCUGGAGUGGCCAGCUUCGAGACCCUGUGCUUCCGGAACGGGAGUGGAGGUGGCGGCGUGGAGGUGAACUCCCAGUGGAGUCCCCUGUGGAUUGGCCUGUACGCCCGGCACCUGGAGCGCUGGCUCACCUACUUCCCCCUGGCCCAGAUGCACGUUGUGCAUGGCGAACGCCUGGUGAGGGACCCUGCGGGGGAGAUGGCACGCGUGCAGGACUUCCUCGGAUUGGAGAGGAUCAUCACCGACAAGCACUUCUACUUCAACCAGACCAAAGGCUUUCCGUGCCUGAAGAAACCCGAGGGAAGCAGCCAGCCACACUGCCUGGGCCUAACCAAGGGCAGAGCUCACCCCCAGGUCCAGGAAGAGGUCAUCAGGAGACUCAAGGACUUCUAUCGGCCCCAUAACCUCAGGUUCUAUGAGCUGGUGGGCCAAAACUUUGGUUGGCAGUGAGAGGUCAUUUGUCUAAAAGCAACACUGAUAUGCAGAUGGACUGGUAUAGAGGUCACAGGUAUACUAGUCACAAUUUUUGCUUUAUGUUUUGAUGCUUGAUGGCCAACAGGUUUACAAGUGUGAGUGUGAGAGUCGGGGUCUAGGUGAUGUGUCAGUGAAACAAAAACUAAUAAGACUAAUCAACCCAUUCUUUAAUGUAAUGAAUACAUAACCUUCAUAUUCAAUGAAUUUGUUACGCAAUAGGCAUUGGUACUGUACAUAUUUUUGUAAUAGUUAGGUGAAUAUAUGAAAGAGCCAAAUUGAAAACUGACUAGUUAUUCUUUUGAGUUUAGCUCUAGAACAUUACCCCUCUAUAUGUUUUCCUCACUUAAAUAAAAUAAAUACAACUUCAAGUUGUUGAAAUGAGUCAGCAGU